CGCAAACCGUUUCUGGAACCAGCCCACCAUGGCCCCCGAAUCUACCUCGUCCAAAAGCGGGGGAGGGAUGUCGCUUUAUGCGAAUCUACUCGACCCUUCAGCCGAGUCAACGCCUGGCACGAUCUCCCGCGCCCCCGUCGUCUUCAAACAGAGCUCCGAGACCGACGCGCAAUCUGACGAGUCCGCUGCGAAAAAGCAGCAGCUCAAUGCUGCUUCACUUCGAUUUCAGCCCACCAAGAGGCCGCAACUGAACCAGAAACCCAAACCCAAGCCAACACUGCCCAAGGCAGGGCUACCACCUAGCGCGAUCCAAGCUGCGCCUUCAGCCGCGGCACCUGUGAAGAGCAGGCUUGCUGACUGGGCCGCGACCGAAGAGGAUGAUUUUGACUACUAUGUUGGCGAGAAGCGGCAACGAGGCGGGAGGAAGAAGCGCAAGAAGAACCAAGAGCCGCAAAUGGUCAUGCAAAACUGGGAUGAUGUCUAUGAUCCAUCCCGUCCAAACAACUACGAGGAAUAUCGGCACAGCGACGAGAAGAUCCUCGAGGUCCGCGAAUGGAAGGAUCGCUUGUAUGCGCACCGGAUGAAGCGCUCGCCAACGCCAGAUUCCGAUAGCGACUACGACCGUCCAAUGAAUCCUCGAUUUGCGCCGCCCGGAAGCUUUGCGCCGCCCCCGAACCUCAACGAUAUUCCACCCCCACCUCCAGCUGAUAUUCCCGAUGAUCCCUCGGGAGAAGAUGCAUUCGCCCGUCGAGCUCGGAUGAGUCAACAUGUAAACAGUGAUAUGGACACAUCCACCUAUGCCCAACCUCCACCGCCUCCAUCUGAGGAACCCCCAGCUCCUCCUCCUAAUGAUGCCUUCGGUGAAGACGCAUAUCUACGCCCUCUUGAGCAAUCUCGAAACCAACCACCACCAGCAAGCACAUCGAUUCCCCCACCACCACGCCCCCUUGAUGCUUUCCAACCCAGCUCCGCGACCAUCUCCCGCGCCCCAGUCCGUUACGCACUUCCGCCACCGCCUGAGGACAUUCCAGCGUCGGAAGCAGAAUUGGAAGAAAUGUUUGCAAAUGAGCAAGAGGCCGCGCCAGAAGAAAGCGAAGACACGCCUCGAUCACGGCUUCCCGGUCAAAAAGGCUUUGCAGAACGACAACUUGCCAAAUACGGCUGGACCAAGGGCUCCGGGCUUGGUGCAACGGGCUCGGGCAUUGUCAACCCGUUACAAGUAAAGGUCGAGAAGCGAAAGAAGCGACCUGACUCCGAAGGCGGAGGUUUCGUGACACCGGGCGGACGCGGUAAAAUCAUCGGCGGCAAGAAGAAGAAUAAUGAAGACACGGGCAAGUUUGGGGCGAUGAGUCCCGUGGUUGUUCUCCGUGGGAUGCUGGAUGGCAUGGACCUCGAUGAAGAAUUACACCGGGAGGGAGGUGGCUUGAUGCAAGAGAUUGGGGAGGAGUGUAAUGAGAAGUACGGGCGAGUGGAGCGAGUGUACAUCGCCCGGGACGUAGGCACGCCUCUACCAGUUUUUGUCAAAUUUACGAAUGAGCUAUCCGCGCUACGGGCGGUAAAUGCUCUCGAAGGGCGAAUCUUCAAUGGAAACGCCAUUCUCGCUCGAUUCUUUGACCCCGAGAAAUUUGAGCAGGGAGUCUAUGUUGAAUAAUGUGCUUAAUGAUAUCCAAUUUGGCUUCGCAUGCCUCUUUCAAAAUCAGGCGGCAGUGUCCAUGUCAAAUAAACAACUUGUCUGACCCAUCUCAUAAUAAGUUAUACUUCCUCGAAAUACUUUUAUAUAAAUCGGCAAUAUGUGCCC
Penicillium brasilianum is the source of this 1798-nucleotide messenger RNA. NCBI's taxonomy places the organism in Eukaryota, Fungi, Ascomycota, Eurotiomycetes, Eurotiales, Aspergillaceae. The record is from the annotation of a GenBank genome assembly.